Messenger RNA from Hevea brasiliensis (rubber tree), 855 nucleotides. RefSeq names its product disease resistance-like protein DSC1. The coding region runs from base 1 to 855 and encodes 284 amino acids. The record is from RefSeq and is a predicted model, not a curated record. The transcript is spliced from 2 exons. Gene Ontology annotation, biological process: defense response. NCBI's taxonomy places the organism in Eukaryota, Viridiplantae, Streptophyta, Magnoliopsida, Malpighiales, Euphorbiaceae.
AUGGUGUUUUCAAAGAAGGCAGUUAAAUAUGCUCAAGGCAAUCCAUUAGCCAUUAAAGUUUUGGGUUCCAAUUUAUAUAGUAGAAGUGUGAAAGAAUGGGCAGAUGAAUUAGAAAAAUUGGAAGGUACAUCUGAUGAAAAAGUUCACAGAAUAUUGAGACUAAGUUAUGAUGCUCUAUCUGCACAUGACAAGGAAAUUUUUCUUGACAUAGUGUGCUUCUUCGAAGGGGAAGAUAAAGUUCGUGUUGAAAAUGUACUGGGUACCCCUGGCUCAAUAAUUGGAAUCAGUCGUCUAGCUGAUAUGUCUCUUAUUUCUAUUGCAAAUAACAAGUUACAUAUUCAUGACUUGCUGCAACAAAUGGGCAAGGAUAUUACUUGCAAGGAAAAACAGAUUGGACAACGUAGCAGACUGUGGCAUCCUAAGGAUAUAUAUUACCUGUUGACAAGAGCUGAGGGGACUGGAGCAAAUAAAGGUAUAUCGCUGGACAUGUCCAAUAUCAGAGAGUUGGAACUAAGUCCUACGGUCUUUGAGAGAACGUACAAUCUCAAGUUUCUCAAGUUCUACUGUUCAGUACUCAGUCAAAACAGAGUAAACUUCUCGGAAGGACUCAAAUUUCUUCCAGAUGAGCUAAGGUUACUGCACUGGUAUCAAUACCCUUUGAAAUAUGUGCCAUUGAGUUCAUGUGCUGAGAAUCUUGUUGAUCUUUGCUUGACUAAUAGCAAAAUUAGGGAACUUUGGAAUGGAGUUCAGGCAGUCUUCUAUACUUCUUCAUAUACUUUCAAAGUGUCUUCAAUUUGGUCCAUCUCCCUAACAUGCAUAUCUUCACAUUUUCAUGACAGCAUCUUGGAAAUUUGA